Molecule: messenger RNA, 1356 nt
Organism: Exophiala spinifera
Lineage: Eukaryota; Fungi; Ascomycota; Eurotiomycetes; Chaetothyriales; Herpotrichiellaceae
Exons: 3
Coding region: 1-1356 (451 amino acids)
Source: RefSeq, a predicted model, not a curated record
AUGAGUGCUAUCGAGGAGCCAGCUACUGCCGCCGGUGCGCAAAAAUUCGGCAAGGCAUUCGGCGAGGAAUAUUUCAUGUUCGAGCCUGGAUACAGACAUCUGAAUCAAGGCAUGUCUAUGCGACGGGGUGCUUUUGGGGGAUACCCUCGCCCAGUACGGGAUUCGUUAAGAACGUUCCAAGACGAGGUCCAGGCGCAUCCCGAUCUCUUCAUUCGCUAUCUGUACCCCGAGCGUCUGACACAAUCGCGACGCGCUGUGGCUCAGUUUCUUCAUGCAAAUGAGGAUGAAGUGGUGCUGGUUCCCAAUGCCACCACUGGGCUCAAUGCGGUGCUGCGGAACAUCGUCUACAAACCUGGAGACAAGAUCGUUUACAUUGAAGGCAUAUAUGGUGCCAUCGAGAAAACCGUCCACUACCUGGUAGAAACGACACCCGUUGAGAGUAUACGUGUCGAUUUCGAUGCCACUGUCAACGACCACGCAAAACUCCUUCAGUCCUUCCAAUCCACGCUGCAGGCCCAUCGGGGCCAGGUAAAGCUCGCCAUCUUCGAUGCGGUCAUGAGCAUGCCGGGCGUGAGAAUGCCGUUCGAGGAACUCGUCCGAAUAUGCAAAAGCAACAGGGUCUUGAGUGCUGUUGAUGCUGCCCAUGGCAUAGGACUCAUUGACCUGGACUUGAAUGCCUUGGACCCCGAUUUCCUCGUCAGCAAUUGUCACAAAUGGCUUCUGACUCCCCACGUCUGCGCGGUCCUGUACGUCCCUGUUCGCAACCAGAAGCUCAUGCGCUCUACACUACCUACCUCGCAUGGCUUUGUGCCACUGCCGGAGCUCCUCAAAGGGAGAGCAUUUGUGAGGCCGCAUACAGAAGUUACGAACGAGUUUGUUUCACUCUUCCAGUACUAUGGCACCAUCGACUUCGGCCCACCAGUAUGUAUUCCUGCUGCAAUGGCUUUCCGAGAGAAUAUUUGUGGCGGAGAAGAGAACAUUCGCAAGUACUGCCGGGAACUGGCUAGCGAGGGCGAGGCUCGAGCUGCGAAGAUUCUCGGCACGAAGCCAAUUCCGAUCUCUGAAGAUGAAAGAAUCUUCUUCGCAAAUCUUCGACUGCCCAUCAACGUCACAUCAUCCGAAUCCCAGGAUACGGAAGCAGUCCCUCUAGGUGAUGUGCCACUCGUGCUGGACUGGAUCAUGAGACGCUUAUGCCAGGACUACAAAGCUUUCGUCGGUAUUUCGUACAUCUCUGGCGCUUUGUGGGCGAGGUUUUCGGCCAUGGUCUACUUGGAGGUAGAUGACUUUGAGUACUGUGCGAGAGCGUUGAAAGAACUCAGCGAACGGGUGCUCAAAGGAGGGUAUAAGACCGGCUAG